GAAAUGUAACUCAAUCCCUUUAGGCGUCAGGUGUUUAUUUUAUUCGAUGGCGUCGUUUCGUUUUUGUCGAUCGUAAUGGAGUCUCUUUUGCAAAACAUCAAGCGGCAAGUUACUUGCUCUAUUUGUCUGGAUACCUACACUGAACCUAAAAUUAUAUCGUGUUUCCACACGUUCUGCUGCGAGUGUUUGGAGAAACAUGCAAGAGUGAGCCAGAAAGAAGGAAAAUUUCGAUGCCCCGAGUGUCAGGCAGCGAUCGAUUUACCAGAAGGAAAUCGCUUCGACCGUUUGCCCAACAGCUUUUUCCACAAAAGUUUGUUGAGUCUUCUUGCCGUUCGACAAAGUGGUGAUGCAAGUAGCAUUACUUGCUCUCAGUGCCGGAAAACCAACCCUCAGAUGUACUAUUGCUUCGAUUGCGGAAGAUUCAUGUGCCUUGAUUGUUUCAAUGCGCAUCAAUUGCUGAGUGCAACAUUUGAAGGACACAAAGUCACGCCAGUUAAAGACUUUAAAGUAGAAGAUUACGAAGCAGUGCUAAAGCGACAGCCGUUUUGUUCACAAGAGUUCCACGAGAGAGAAGUCACACGAUUUUUUUGCUUGGAGUGUCAAGUUUGCAUUUGCCAAAUUUGCACAGUAACGGAUCAUCAAAACCACGAAGUUGUUCUGCUCGAGAAAGCGGCUCUCGAAGAAAAGGAUAAGAUCAUGUGUGGUGCUAAAUUGAUCAGGAACAAGGAAAGUGAGCUUUGUGAAGUCAUCAAGCAGUUUGAGGAAACAAUUUCGAAGCUGGAAAGCAACGUUGCAACAGCUAAGCGAGAGGUCUCGCGAGUAGCCGAAGAAGUUAUCGCGGAGAUUAGAGAGCGCGAGCGAGAAGCAAUUGACUCCCUCGAGGCAACACGCGUGUCAAUACUUGAGCGGAUCAACUCGGCUAAACAGGAGGUGGAAUCUCUGGUAAAACAAAUGAACCAAGCUGCUACGUAUGCAGAAAAUCUGGUUCAGAAUAGCUCGAGCUCAGAUGUUAUGCAGAUCAAGGAAACUUUGGAGCAGAAAUUUGAAGAGCUUCGUGGAGCUGAAGUUCCUGGACAUCAUCAAACGACAUUCGUUAAAUUUUGUGAGGCACCUCGUUUGGUGGAUUGGAAACUGGGUGUUAUUGAGGUCACUCCGACAGCAGAUGCAGAACGAUCAAGACUUGAAGGACUGGAUCAAAGUUUUCAGGCUGGUGUAGAAGCGGAGUUGACGUUAUACGCUAAAACAUCCGAAGGGGAACCGAUAAGACGGGAUGAUCUCAAAGAUGAAGUUGAAUUUCUCAUAGAACCCGUGAAAGAUGUUACAAAUGUGUUUGUUAACAAGAGAGAAAACGGCUGCCUUCAGUUGAAGUUUACACCCAAAUUACCCGGUUCCUAUAGCAUUGAAGUGAAGAUUAAUGGUGAUAAACUUCCGACCUGCCCAUAUACAUUAAAUGUGAAAGAACGAGAACUUGUUAUCGUUGGAGAAUUGAACUUGAAGCUCUUUCCAGGAGACACGCUUCUCUCUCUGAUUGGAAUUGCUGUUAAUAAGAAAGGUGAGAUAGCUUUGGUAGAUGAUGAAGGCCACUUUGUUUAUGUAUUUGAUAAAGAUGGAAACUGUGUGAGAAAAAUUGGGAGCCAAGGGGAAGAACAGGGACAAUUUGAGCAACCAAAAGGCGUGUCGUAUUUAAAUGAUAAAGAGAUUCUUGUAGCAGACUUUGGAAAUGAUAGAAUACAACACAUCGAUAUCCAGACAGGGACUGUCCUGAAAAGCUUUGGACAAUUGGGUUCAGGAAAAGGAGAGUUAAAUGGUCCAUAUGAUGUUUGUUUGGAUGAUGAAGAGCGCAUUGUUGUAACAGAGUGUGGCAAUCAUAGGAUACAAGUGAUUUCGAAGGAGGGAGAGUCUAUUUUUACAUUCGGAGACAGAGGCCCAGAGAAACUCAGCUAUCCAAUCAGCUGCAUUCCUUACAAAAACAUGUUUCUUGUAUGUGACGGAGGCAAUCACUGCAUAAAAGCUUUUGAUCAGUCAGGAACAUUCUUGUACAAAUUUGGCAAAGAAGGGAAUCGAGAUGGAGAAUUGUAUGAGCCGCAUCAUCUGCUCGUAGACAGCUCCGAUAAUCUUCUUGUAUGUGACCCUCAAAAUAAUCGCGUACAGCAGUUUUCUCUAGAAGGUCGCUUCACAGGCAAAAGUAUCACUGUUCUAUGCCCUCGUGAAAUUGUAGCAGCACCAGAUGGACGUAUUCUUGCAGCAAAUUGGACGAAUAGUAAAGUAUUCAUUUUGAAGUAG
Pocillopora verrucosa is the source of this 2283-nucleotide messenger RNA. The record is from RefSeq and is a predicted model, not a curated record. NCBI's taxonomy places the organism in Eukaryota, Metazoa, Cnidaria, Anthozoa, Scleractinia, Pocilloporidae.